Messenger RNA from Polychytrium aggregatum, 1301 nucleotides. RefSeq lists its product as uncharacterized. The record is from RefSeq and is a predicted model, not a curated record. Lineage: Eukaryota; Fungi; Chytridiomycota; Chytridiomycetes; Polychytriales. The transcript has 8 exons. The coding region runs from base 1 to 1290 and encodes 429 amino acids. Gene Ontology annotation, molecular function: protein binding.
AUGACGAUGGAGGUGCUCGAGUCGGGCUCGACCCAGAAGCGCAAUCGAAACGAGACCCUGGAAGCGUUUCUGUCGCGAGUGACCCACAUUGCACUCCACAACAAGGGCAUCGAGAAGAUGGAAAACCUCAGCAUUUGCAGGCACCUGUCGGUUCUCUAUCUCUACGACAACAGAAUCACGGAGAUCUCUGGGCUUGAGGGCUGCGUGAAUCUCGAGCGCUUGUAUUUGCAGAACAACUGCAUCACAAGGAUUGACAAUCUGAGCUUUGGCCUGCCCAAACUCAAAGUCCUACACUUGAGCCACAACCAGAUCCGCGUUCUCGAGCACCUCGCAAACCUGCCCAUGCUAGAGGCGCUGCAUGUGGAUCACCAGCGGUCCGACGGCCCGUUUGAAAUCGAUGACGACUGUAUGGCCGAGCUCGGCAAAACGCUCAAAACUUUGACCCUCAGUAGCAACCGGAUCACGAGCAUCCGCUCGCUCGUCCACUGCCAGGAGUUGAUGGAACUCGUGUUGGCAAACAAUCAGAUCCAAGACUGGCCGGAGCUUGAGAGCGUACUGUGCUCGUGCAGCGCCUUGAUCAAGUUGGACAUUACUCAGAACCCGAUAUGCCAUAUGAUCAAGUUCCGCCCCAAGGUGAUCUUGGCCGCGACCAAUCUCGUCACGCUCAACGACAAGGAUAUUCCUGACAUCGAGCGCCAGUUCUUGCAGUCCAUGGAGAUGGCACAACUGCAUCGACGGGCACGUUUGGGCUCUGGACCGACAGGCGAUAUGCUCCAGGGGCUCACCAGCCAGAUGGAGAUGAUGGGAACGUCAGUUGCUGAGUUUGAGGAACAGCUCUCGAACGACAGCUACGGGCACAGGCCAAUCCCACACCUGCCGCCCUAUGCGAGCCAGUACAGAGAUCUGAUGCUGCAUCAGCUCAACACCAUCUCGAAGCUCCAGAGCCUGGAAAUCACAAACUCGCUGGGCAAACCCGGCACCCGGACGCGGCCCUCUCCUCCGUUUAGUCGGACACUCUCGCAGAGCAGCAUCAACUCGCACAAACUGUCGGAACCCCCAGGACUGGUCUCGGCCGCGCCGUAUCAAACUGCUGCCAUACCGUACCAAGCCGCCACCCUCAACAACUGGAAAAAGCCAAGCUUCCUGGACGCAGGGGAGAAGGUACCCAUGAGUCUGAAAGCUGCGCGUGCUGCCGAGAGGGCAUCGCAGCGGGUGGCUACAUUCGCCUCCUCCAUGGAGAGCCGCGAACGGGAGGUUGGUCUCUCGGGAUCGAGCCCAGCAAAGCCAUAGCCGCCAUCGUU